Dicentrarchus labrax (European seabass) is the source of this 4729-nucleotide messenger RNA. RefSeq names its product TELO2 interacting protein 1 (gene tti1). Gene Ontology annotation, cellular component: cytoplasm. Gene Ontology annotation, biological process: chromatin remodeling. The record is from RefSeq and is a predicted model, not a curated record. NCBI's taxonomy places the organism in Eukaryota, Metazoa, Chordata, Actinopteri, Moronidae.
GCAGAAUCAUGACGUCUCCUGUAGCCAGAGUUCAGUAACAACAUCAGUGUGUGCUGUUAUUAAGUUUUAUUCGUACUUUUAAACCUCCUCUAUGGGCUCAUUGCUACGCGCAGCCGGUCCACUCAGUGCUACUCAUGUGAAGUGACCGCUGCUGUCAUGUCUCCGACCAUGGCUCAGAUCAGUGAUCCAAAGAUUGCGUUUGCCUACCUGCGCCCGGCCUGUGUCCUGCUCACCAAAGAGCCCACUGUGACCAAUGUAGAGACACUGAGCGCCCAGCUGAAAGAAGUCAACGAUGCCACAUUGCAGCAGCUCCAAGAGUACGUCCUCUUCCCUCUUCGCUUUGUCCUUAAAGUCCCUGGGUCCAAGAAGGACAAACUGGUGCAGGCUGUGGCUGAGACCAUGAGCCAGGUCCUGGAGAACACUUGUGUCCAGAGCUGGGAGACCCUCCAAGGCCUCUUCUCAGAGCUUUGCCUCUGCCUGUGCUCACCAACCGAUCCUGGGAAACCUGCAGAUACAUCGGAGGAGCUGAAAUCGGCUGUGCUGAGGUGCCUGGAUGCACUGCUUCAUGCUGCCUACGGUGAUAUAGUCUUCAAACUCUUUGAACCCAUUAUGCUGCCUGGACUGGGAGCUGCCAUAUCACUACUGCUGGCUUUAGGAGAGAAAACAAAAUCAAGAGGUAUACAGGCAGCAGCGUUGAAGUGCCUCCAGGCUUUGACUCUGCAGUGUGACUGCACUCAGGAGCACAUAGUCCCAUCCUCAGAGGAGAGAUGUGCUAUAGGCAGCACCAUGGCUUCAUUCUUACCUGGGAUCACUACUGCUGUCGCACGGAUCAUUACAGGAGAUUUGAGACAAGGCCAUGCAGUCACAGUCAGGGCCAUCAAGGUUUGGUCCAGGACUGUGGGGCUUGUCAUGGAAGAUGCCCAGCUUCAGGCCAGUGAGCCCGGGAAGACUCCCUCACCAGACCUGGGGAGAAUUGGACAGUUGGUGGUCCGGCGGACACAAGACUGGGUGAAGAGCACAGCAGGGAAACUGUCUGUGCUCCUGAAGAAGAUUAUCUCCUGCACCUCAGCUCACCAGCACUGGAGGGUUAGACUAGAGAUGGUGGAGCUGGAUGACCACCUGCUGGCCAGGUGUAGCCAGUCACUGGGAGAGUGUGUGGGGCCGCUACUGGAAGCACUUGUGGGAGCAGUCAAUGAUGAGGAGCUGAGAGUCAGAAAGAGGUGCGAGGCCGCUCUCAGGGAGGUAUCACAGAGGAAUCAGAGCGGUAGCAGCAACAGUAAAAGCAGCAGCAGUGCUCAAACCUUUACUGACGUGCUUUCAGAGAAUCUCCACUCUCUGGCCACCUCCCUGCCCAGACUGAUGAGGACCUCUGAUGACCAGAAGAAGCUGUUUGUCCUCAAUGUGUUUCUGGGAUAUUUAAAAGUCCUGGGGCCGCUGGUCUCUGUGGUACUAAACUCGGCUGCACAUCUUCAGAGAAUUUCCAAAGCCUUGAUGCAGGUGCUGGAGCUGGAUGUGAUGGAUGUUCGCAUUGUGGAGGAAAGGAGUUACGCUGCUAUCAUAGAGACAAACUCAGACUCUCAUGAUUCCCACACGGCUCACAUACAGAGGAAGCAUUUUCUCUACUUCACAGACGAGAAGAUCCUAUCUGUGCUCAUGGAGAUCUGUCGAACAUUAGGUUACUAUGGCAAUAUUUACCUGCUGACAGAUCACUUCCUUGAUCUGUACCAACAGUCGUCAGCAUACAGAAAGCAGGCUGCCAUGGUGCUGAAUGAGAUUGUCAAGGGCGCCGCAGGCAUAGCCGUGGCAACAGAGGCCCAGGGUUUGGAGUGUCACAUUCGGGGAUACUCUGCCACCCAGGAAGACCUUAAGGUGGCAGUGGUGUCUGUCAUGGAGGAAUACACCAGUCUGAAGAACUGGCACUUGAUUACUGUCAGUGAGGAGACGGAGAGAGACAGACAGGACCAGCAGCUGCUCAGCCCAUCCAGACUCCUCUCCAUAUCAAACAGUCAUCUCAGCAACCCUAUUGCAGACUCUCUCCAAGUGAUUCCCUCUUCGUUUGCCUCCGCGUCUCCCUCAUCGUCAACCUCCACAAUCCACCAGCUCAACAGCAACAUCUGGCAGCUGUGUAUCCAACUCGAGGGCAUCGCCUGCUUUGCCCACGCCCUGGGGGGUGAUUUUCGUCCCUUGUUGAUGACAUCGCUGUAUCCCGUACUGGAGAAAGCCGGGGAGGAGACAUUGCUUGUCAGCCAGGCAGCGCUGGCCUCAAUGUGGGACAUCAGUAAGGCCUGUGGCUACCCCUCCCUGAAGGAGCUGAUCAAUGAGAACUCAGACUACCUGCUCAAUGACAUAUCAGUUAACCUGCAGAGGCUCAGCCAGCAUCCACAGGCUCCGCGGGUGUUGACAGUGAUGUUAACUCAUUCCGACUGCAGCCUGCUGCCUCUGGUCGGGGACAUCGUUCAGGAUGUGCUGAUGGCUCUGGAUCUCAGCUACGACCACACAGCUGCUCUUUUCUGCUCCGUGUUGCAUGCGCUGAUGAAGGCACUGGCGAGGUGGUUUCCCUCCAGUUGUGGUAAGACCAGCAAGUCUGCUGGACCCAAGCAGACCACCGUUCACAAGGAAGUCUUUAACAUCCGACAAUUCCUGCUGGAUUACCGCAAAGAGAAAGAGCUGGCAGAGGGCAUUGGAAUAGAGGAGGAUGACACUGAAGACCUUGAAGUCCCUCCUCCCACGGAGUGCGAGGAUGUUGAAGAUAUCUGCGGUCCUGAUGUGAAGGCAGAGCUUCCCUCCCACCUCAGCAUCACUAAAGAUGUUAUGGAGCGCUGCAUUCAUCUUCUGUCCGACCCCAGUCUCAUGCUCCGGCUCAAGGUAUUGGAUGUGCUGGAGCUAUGUGUGUGUGUACUGAGUGAGAAGGAAAAUGAAUUGCUGCCUAUGGCCCAUCGCUGCUGGCCCGCCCUCCUACAGAGACUCACAGCUGAUGACCCUUUAGCAGUCCUCAGAGCCUUCAGGGUGCUGUGUACGCUGGGUGAAACAUGCGGUGACUUCCUGAGGAGGAGGGUUUCUAAAGAGAUUCUGCCCAAGUUGCGCUCCUCGCUGGCACGGCAGGCUCCCAUCAGUGCCAAGGCCGGGCCUGUCUACACACACACCCUGGCCUACAAAUUGCAGCUGGCUGUACUGCAGGGGCUGGGCUCACUGUGCCAGAGGCUGGACCUGGGUGAGGCAGACCUGGAUGCUGUUUGUGAGGCCUGUCUGCCCUACCUCAGCUGUAGACAACCCAUCAGACUGCAAGAAGCCAGCCUAAGCGUUUUCCAACACUUAAUCCAGGUGGAUCCGGACACCUUCUGGUUUACUCUGAAUGAGCUGCACUGCCCAUCCUCCUACAUCCCACCCCACCCCGACCUCCAGCCCGUACAGCUGAACGGAAUGGGUCGGCCGAGAGACGAGUACUCGGACAAUGUGCUCAAACUGCUGAGGGAGGAGUUUGGCUCGGUUGCUGAGUCAAUCAAUCAGCCAGUCGGUUAAUGAGCUAGUGAUUGAUGUGAUUGACUCGUCUCUCAGAUGGACGGCAUAUUGAACCACUGUCUCCAGCAAGUCAAUUAACUGAAGGAAAAUCUGAGAAUUGUGCCAAAAAGCAGCCAUCAGAUACGUUUGUGAUAACCUUCAUGGUGUACACCGCUCUGAUAAGCAGCAAGGUACAAAGGGAAAAUGUCAACGAAGCAUCUCUACUGUUGUUCACGCUUCUGCUGCAAGUAUAUAAACCAGGAAUCCUUCUGACAGGUCUUCUACAUUAGGAGACAUGCAGUGACAGUGUUUUUCAUUUCAUGCUUAGACAUAGACAUGUACUGUAUGCAAAUGUUAUGUUUUCUAUUCCUUUCUGUUAUUUCUUGAUUUUCUUAAGAAAUACUUUAUUCCUAACUGCCUUGUUGUUUUUUUAUUAUUCAACCUGUGUUCUAAACACGUGGGACUUUAAUACAGAUUCAUUUGGCUGUUGUUGACCCCGACAGAGAUUUUAUUGUGACCCUGAAACAUUCGUAAUUGAAAUAAUCACCAAAAUACACCAACUAUUAAAAAUUAUUUCAUUAUGUGUCAUGUUGCAGUUGGUGUAUUCAGCACUUAAGAACAGGGCUGUCUGUCGAGCCUCAAAUGUGUCUAAAGCACUGAGUAUUGAAACUUUAAAUGUCUAACCAGAUUGGAUUGGUAAUCUCUUUUACUUAAUCUUUAAAGGGGAACUCCACCGAUUUUACACAUCAACUUUACAGAUUUUGGAGAGCACCGCUUCCUUUUAUGGCUCCAGAGGGAGCUGUGUGAAGUCUGAUAAAUUGCCUUGAGUGAUGUCACUUUAGUCAGCAUUAUCUGUGUAUGCAAAGCCUAAUAUAACUUAUUCCUCUGUGCCUAGAGCUCCUUUGGUAAAGCUAUUAAAAUAACGCUACACUGUUGAACUGGCAGACAUAUUCAUUGCGAUGAACAGAACAUGGGCACUCUAGUUUAUUUUGAGUCAAUCCCAAAUACAGUGUAUGCUACCAUAAAUACAUCGUAGCAAACCAAAUGUUAGGACUGCUUUAACUGUAUAUUUAUGACCUGUUUUUAUUAAUGUACAUUUUCAGUAGGAACAUGUGGGCACGGUGCCACAAACUGGUUUGGGAGUAUGGGAGUCAGUUGAGUCUCAAAGUUUUACCAAUACAUUGUUGGUUAUUAAUGGAGUUUGCCUACAAUAAAAAAAUUGUAGAAUAAA